Cygnus atratus (black swan) is the source of this 1683-nucleotide messenger RNA. It is a transcript of the gene SLC39A5, whose product is annotated as solute carrier family 39 member 5. Bases 1 to 1683 code for a protein of 560 amino acids. Gene Ontology annotation, molecular function: zinc ion transmembrane transporter activity. Gene Ontology annotation, cellular component: membrane. Gene Ontology annotation, biological process: BMP signaling pathway; intracellular zinc ion homeostasis; zinc ion import across plasma membrane. The record is from RefSeq and is a predicted model, not a curated record. The transcript is spliced from 10 exons. NCBI's taxonomy places the organism in Eukaryota, Metazoa, Chordata, Aves, Anseriformes, Anatidae.
AUGGGCCCUGGCCAGGUCCUCGUGGGCUGCCUGUGGCUGCUGGCGCUGCGGGGCGCGGGGGGCCGGGGGGAGCCGCGGCCGUCGGCGCUGCCUGAGGACACGGCGCAGGAGUACGGCUACUACCUGCAGCAGCUCUUCAGGCAGUACGGGGCCAACGGGACGCUGCCCUUCAAGGGGCUGGCGCGGCUGCUGGGCAGCCUGGGGCUGGGCCGCGUGCAGGUGGUGCAGAUCCAGCACGAGGAGCUGGGCCACGGCCACGUCAGCCACCUCGACCUGCUGGAGGUGCAGGAGGAGAAGCAUCGCCACCGCCACCCGGCCUGGGAGCACGGCAGCGGUGCCGCGACCGGGGGGCGCCCGCCCAGCCCUGAGCCCCCCCGCACGGAGCCGUCGCCUGCCGCCGAGCCCCCCGGCCCCGGGGGCACCCCUGGGGGCGGUGGGGGCCCCGUCCCAACCUGGCGGGAGCAGCCCAGCCUCAGCCUGCUGGGGAGGGUGCUGGGCUUGGACCACUCCAGCUACGACCACCCGCACGAUGACUGCCUCAACGUGACCCAGCUGCUGGUGAAUUUUGGGCUGGCCUCGGUGUCCCAGCUCACGCCCGAGCAGUUCACGCUGCUCUGCCCGGCCCUGCUCUACCAGAUCGACAGCCGCGUCUGCAUCCAGCACCACGAUGAGGUGACGCUGCCUCCCCCGGGGGGGGCCCUGUGGCCAGCGCUGGGCUGGGGGCUCCUGGCCAUUGCCUUCAUCAGCCUGCCCUCGGCCCUGGCCGUUGGCUUCGUCCCGCUGCUGAGCCGCGGCUUCUUCCGCUCGCUGCUGGCCUUCCUGGUGGCGCUGGCCGUGGGCACGCUCUGCGGGGACGCCCUGCUCCACCUCUGGCCCCACGCCCAGGGGCGGCACCAGGAGACGCCAGGGGAGCCGUGGGCUGCAGCGGUGCUGCAGGGACUGGCGGUGCUGGGGGGCAUCUACCUGCUCUUCGUGGUGGAGCUUCUCCUGGGGAUGCUGCGGUGCAGCCGCGAGGCCACGCGACACCCCACCGGAGAGGCCCCCGAUGCAGCCACCGGCGUCCUAGCCCCGUCUCGUGGCGGGGCUGAGCUGCGAUGCCUGACGGCCCCAGAGCCCGAGCUGGAGCCCAAACCCCACGGACCCCCCCACGGACACUCCCACGGACACUCCCACAGCCCCGCGCUGCCCCCCAGCCCCAGGGCCACUGACCUGGUGUGGAUGGUGGUGCUGGGGGACGGGAUCCACAACCUGACGGACGGGCUGGCCAUCGGUGCUUCCUUCUCCCACAGCCUCUCCAGUGGCCUCAGCACGGCGCUGGCUGUGCUCUGCCACGAGCUGCCCCACGAGCUGGGCGACCUGGCGGUGCUGCUGCGGGCGGGCAUGGCACCGCGCACCCUCCUGCUCCUCAACCUGCUCUCGGCUCUGCUUUCCUGCCUGGGGGCGGCCGUGGGGGCGGCCGUGGGGCAGAGCGCGGCGCACCUUACCCCAUGGAUCCUCACCGUCACCGCCGGCACCUUCCUCUAUGUGGCCCUGGCCGACAUGCUCCCCGAGGUGCUGCGGGGUCCUGGAGAGGGCACCCUGGGCCACUUCAUCCUGCAGAACGCGGGGUUCCUGCUGGGCAGUGGCAUCAUGCUGGGCAUCGCCCUGGCCGAGGGCCACAUCAGCGCCUUGCUGCAGCCCUGA